Molecule: messenger RNA, 2358 nt
Organism: Formica exsecta
Lineage: Eukaryota; Metazoa; Arthropoda; Insecta; Hymenoptera; Formicidae
Product: cilia- and flagella-associated protein 52
Exons: 11
Coding region: 1-2358 (785 amino acids)
Biological process (GO): cilium assembly
Molecular function (GO): protein binding
Source: RefSeq, a predicted model, not a curated record
AUGAAGAAGAUGGUUAUUAAAGGUAUAACGAAAAACGCUCUGCGAUUACAUCCGGACGAGAAGCAUCUCCUCUAUCCGAUGGGCCACAAGGUAGUCAUAAGGAGCAUCGAAACCAGGGAGCAACGAUUCCUCAGCGGUCACACGAACAAUGUCUCGGCAUUAUGCGUUUCUCCGUGCGGAAAAUACGUCGCUUCCGGCCAAAAUAAUCAUCUUGGUUUCAAGGCUAUGGUAAUCGUAUGGAAUUACAAAGAGGGUACGAUGAUGGGCAGCUACGAGACGCACAAAGUCGGCGUCGAAGAUCUGUGCUUCACGUGCAACGGCGACUUCCUCGUGAGCCUCGGCGGCAGGGAUGACGGCAACGUGAUCGUCUGGGACGUCCAGAAGAAUUCUCUCAUAUGCGGAUCAUUAGCCAGCAACGAUACAAGCGGCGACGCGUACAAUAUCGCGAGGAUGCAUCUUCACGGUGGGUGUUUCGUCACCGCGGGCGAUAGGACCCUGAAGAUCUGGCGCAUCGAGGCGGAGAAGCGAAGGGUGCACGGAAUCGACGUGGAAGUGGGCAAACUGAAGCGUCUCAUCAACUGCAUCGCCGUGGACGAGAGGGAUGAGAUCGUUUACUGCGGCACUUCUUCCGGUGAUAUCAUUAACGCAAGAUUAAACUUACGCGAUGAUCUGGGAUGCGGUGAAUCGCCGGCGCGUUCGCCGGUGAUGAUCGGCUGCUAUUCGAAGAUAACGCGCGAUAAGAGAAAAAUGAAGACGGGUGAGGGUGAUCUGUACGCGGGCGGGGUGAGAAGCCUGCUGCUUCUGAAGGACGGGAAACUGCUGGUUGGUACUGGUGACGGUACCAUCGAAUUGAUUCAAAUAAUAAGCAGGAAGGAGAACCGAACGCACAAGCCGUCAAAGUUCCCUAAUACACCGCAGAUACUCACUCAUCAAGCGGAAAACGUAUGCAGCGCCGUGACAUCCAUGGUUCUGUAUUUAAACGAAUUUGUGCUGGUCGGGACAGCCUGGUGCGAAAUCUAUCAGAUUCAGCUGUCAAAUUUUCACAUACGUCUACUUGUCACUUCUCACACCAGUUGCAUAUACAGCGUCGCGUUUCCGCGCGUCCGUUCAGAUAUAUUUGCGACAGGUAGCAAAAACGAUGUCAGGCUGUGGCAGCUGGAAAAGCAAAAAGAAACACUUCGUAUCACCGUAGCGAAUUUCGUUUGUUCCAGUUUACAAUUUGCAUGCGAUGAUCAAGUGCUGUUUUCUGCUUGGAACGACGGUACAAUAAGAGCAUUCGCGUCGCACAACGGACAGUUGCAUUUCGCCAUUCACAACGCCCAUACAAAAGCCGUAUCCACGGUCGCGGUCACGAACGAUGGUGUGACACUUAUUAGCGGUGGUUGCGACGGCCAGGUGCGAAUAUGGGAGAUAAAAACCGACGUGCAGCGAUUGAUUAGUAUACUGAAGGAACAUCGGGGACCGAUAACAUCUUUGCACAUCUCGAAGAAUAAUGAGGAUCUAAUUAGUUCAAGUACAGACGGCACAUGUGUCGUCUGGGAUUUAACACGUCACGCUAGGAAACAUACUCUCAUGGAAAACACGAUGUUUAUGAUGGCGCAAUUCACACCAGACAGUAUCCAGAUUUUGACUUGCGGCACGGAUCGAAAGAUCUCUUACUGGGAAACUCUGGAUGGCUCGUUGGUUCGAGAAAUUGAGGGUUCCAACGUUGGAACGUUAAACUGCGUGGACAUCAGUCCCGACGGUCGGUAUUUCGUCACCGGAUCCAACGAUUGUAUUGUUAAGAUCUGGGAGUAUGAUAGUGCGGAUCUCCUUUAUGUCGGUAUUUCCCACGCGGCGAUAAUUACCGGGUGUAAAUUCAGCGCGGACGGCAAGUAUAUAGUGACAAUUAGCGCCGAUGGAGCGAUUAUAAUUUGGAAAUAUCCAUCCGAAAUGUUGGAGGAUUCAAAGUCUAUGGGUGAAACAAAAAGAACAGCUAGCUCUAUACAUAGCUCACGAAACGAGGAGAAAUUAUCUCUGCAAAAAGCAAAAGGCGAUAAAGAAGUCGCAGCGGAUCAAACUGUACGAUCUUCCAAAAAAUCUACUUCAUCAUGUACAAGUGGUGAUCGAAAGCAGCUAUCAGUUGUUUCCGAUCAUAGUAAAGGAUCUAAAAAGGAAGCUCACGAGAAAAAGAUACCCAUAUGUAAAUGUACAUCAUUAAGAUCAGCAAGCUCUAAAUCAAGUGCAGGCACAUCGAACAAAUGUCGAUGUAAAGACACAAAGACUGAUGAAUCAUCUAGUAAAGUAAAGACGAUGGAACAAUUAAAAGAAUCUUCAGAUGUGCACAGCAGAAAAUUCAUUAAAUCAAAUAAUGCAUGA